Pleurotus ostreatus (oyster mushroom) is the source of this 2130-nucleotide messenger RNA. It is a transcript of the gene FAA4, whose product is annotated as long-chain fatty acid-CoA ligase. Gene Ontology annotation, cellular component: endoplasmic reticulum; plasma membrane; lipid droplet. The transcript is spliced from 6 exons. Bases 1 to 2130 code for a protein of 709 amino acids. Lineage: Eukaryota; Fungi; Basidiomycota; Agaricomycetes; Agaricales; Pleurotaceae. Gene Ontology annotation, molecular function: long-chain fatty acid-CoA ligase activity. Gene Ontology annotation, biological process: long-chain fatty acid metabolic process; long-chain fatty-acyl-CoA metabolic process. The record is from RefSeq and is a predicted model, not a curated record.
AUGGGACUUUCAUCAAACAAAGCCGGAUACUAUGGCGCUGGUUCCGUCGAAGUCUCGCCAGCCACAGGCGAGAAUGACGGCCCCAUAAGGCGUUUGGCUAUCACCUCAGGCACGCUUGUAACCCAGCCCAUUGAGGGCAUCGAGACUGUGCACGAUAUUAUGAGUUAUGCGGGGCGCACACACGGAACGAAGCGAGCCAUGGGGUGGCGCGACAUUGUCGACGUUCACGAGGAAGAAAAAGAAGUAACCAAGUUCAUCGCGGGCAAGGAGACAAAAGAAAUCAAGAAGUGGAAAUACUUCCAGCUAAGCGACUACAAGUACUACAACUACAUUGAGCUGAAGGAUGCAGUCUCUGAGCUUGCUCGAGGUCUCAUUCACCUUGGAGUGACGAAGGAUCACGUCCUCAACGUCUACGCACAGACGAGCGUCAACUGGCAGCUUAUGUCACACGCUUGCGCCUCCAUCUCCACGCCUAUUGCUACGGCGUACGACACUCUAGGGGAAGAGGGCCUCAUCCAUUCACUGAACGAGCCGGACUGCAUCGGUCUCUUCACCAACGCCGAAUUGCUCCCCACUCUACUCAAUGUUCUCACUCACACACCGACUGUCAAGUACGUCAUUUACGACGGCACACCAAAGCCCUCUGUUCUUGAGAAUAUUCGUUCGCAUCGGGCGGACAUCGAAGCCCACAGCAUCGAUGAACUACGUGAAAUUGGCAAGAAGCAGUCCGAAGAUAUCCUCGAGGGUCGCCGACCGACGAAAGAAGACUUGGCGUGUAUCAUGUACACCAGCGGUAGCACUGGCGCGCCCAAGGGCGUCUGUAUCACUCACUCCAAUCUCGUGGCUUCAGUUGGAGCUGUUGUCACUCUCCUCGGCCAUCAUUUCUCUCAAGAGGACACGUACCUUGCCUAUCUUCCACUCGCUCACAUCCUCGAAUACAUUGUCGAAUUGUCCUUUGUUUUCGUCGGCAUGACCCUUGGUUACGGCCGCGUCAAGACUCUCACCGAUGCCUCCGUACGACAAUGCAAGGGUGAUCUCGGCGAGUUCAAGCCAUCUAUCAUGGUGGGCGUGCCAGCUGUCUGGGAGACCAUCAGGAAAGGGAUCAUCAGCAAGGUCAAUGCGGGAGGCACGCUCAAGAAGAGUAUCUUCAAUGGUGCUAUCUCUGUGAAGAAGGCUGGCGUGCCUGGUCUGAGCCAAUUGGCAGACUCCGCCGUCUUCAGCUCAGUGAAGGCUGCUACCGGAGGCAGACUGCGUUUGGCCUUGAGUGGUGGGGCGGCGAUCAGUAAGGAAGCCCAAGAGUUCCUGAACGCAGCUCUCGUGACUCUGGUGCAGGGCUAUGGGAUGACCGAGUCGUGUGGGAUGUGUGCCAUAUUGCCACCUGAGCUCAUACGCUACGAGGCUGUUGGUUUGCCAGUCCCGUCCAUCGAGGUAAAACUCUUGGAUGUUGCCGAUGCUGGCUAUUUUGCCAAGGGCAACCCGCCACAGGGCGAGGUCUGCAUUCGGGGUCCCUCAGUCAUCAAAGGCUAUUACAAACGGGAUGACUUGAAUAACGACGAGACAAUCUUCACCAAGGAUGGCUGGCUGAGAACUGGUGACGUCGGGCAAUGGAAUUCGGACGGAACAUUGUCCUUGAUCGAUCGGAUCAAGAACCUCGUCAAGUUGUCUGGAGGAGAGUAUAUUGCUCUCGAGCGCCUGGAAGCGACGUACAAAUCUUGCCCACUUGUCGCCAACAUCUGUGUUCAUGCCACGCCUGAUGCUAAGCAGCCCAUCGCUAUCAUCAUCCCGCACGAGGUCAAUCUUCGACAUGCUCUUGCAUCGACAUCCCCAGCACCGUCAAUCUCCUCCUUGUCCUCGAAAUCUAACAAAGGUGCCAACAACCAAGUCGAUCCCAAUGCCGAGCUUGCUGUCUUGUGUCACGACUCUCGAGUAAGGGAGCUUAUGCUUAAAGAGUGUAACGCAAAGGGGAAGAAGAGUGGAUUCAAGCCAAUGGAGACACUGCAGGCCGUCAUCCUUACUGCGGAUGAGUGGACGCCAGAGAGUGGGCUGGUCACUGCCGCCCAAAAGAUUCAGAGAAGUAAGAUCGCGAAGAAAUUCGACCAUGACAUCAAGGAGAUCUAUGCCCAGCAGUGA